AUGGUCGCAGCAGAUAUGAAUAUUUCUAGGAGAGCAGGAAGCUUCAAUUACUUAGAAAAACAUCCUGAGCGUAGAAUAUCAAUUUUUCAAAACUCUUACAUUGUUGCAAUUACUCUCACUGCUGGCAUUGGAGGUCUUUUAUUCGGCUAUGAUACUGGUGUGAUAUCAGGUGCCCUCUUGUAUAUAAAAGAGGAUUUUGAGCAGGUCAAGAAUAGUUAUUUUCUUCAGGAACUUAUUGUUGCUAUGGCCUUGGUUGGUGCAAUAUUUGGUGCUACCAUUGGCGGUUACAUUAAUGAUGUUUUAGGGCGUAAGAUGGCUAUUGUAGUGGCAGAUUUUUGUUUUGCCGUAGGAUCACUUAUUAUGGCGAUUGCACCAAAUCCUUAUGUUAUUAUAAUAGGCCGUUUUUUGGUUGGCCUUGGUGUUGGUGCAGCUUCUGUUACUGCUCCUGUUUAUAUUGCAGAAGUAUCACCAUCUGAAAUAAGAGGAGGAUUAGUUGGCUUCAAUGCUCUUAUGAUUACCGGUGGACAAUUUCUUUCAUUUGUCAUCAAUUAUGCCUUGACAAAGGUCCCGGGUACGUGGCGUUGGAUGCUCGGAGUUGCAGGAUCACCUGCAGUGGUCCAAUUAGUUUUUAUGAUCUUCCUCCCCGAAUCCCCAAGAUGGCUCUAUUUUAAGAAUAAGAAAGAAGCAGCCGCUAAUGUUCUAUCCAAGAUUUACCCAUCACCUCGUUUAGAAGAUGAGAUUGAGAUUCUCGAAUUUCACUUGGAGAAAGAACAGAAAAAUAAGGUCAAAGUUAACUACAGUGAUGUGUUCAAACUGAAAGAAAUUAGAGUUGCGUUUAUAUGUGGGGCUGGACUUCAAGCAUUCCAACAAUUUACCGGUAUUAGCAUUGUCAUGUAUUAUAGUCCAAUAAUAAUCCAAUUAGCUGGGUUCAAAUCAAAUGACGCUGCAUUGUUCUUGUCCCUCGUUGUUUCUGGCUUGAAUGCCGGUGGCACAAUUCUUGGAAUCUAUCUUAUCGACGCUUCAGGCCGCAAAAAGCUUACUCUUGGUAGCUUAUCAGGUGUGGCUAUAGCCUUGACCAUCCUCUCUGUGGCAUGCUUUAUUAUAGGACAUGGCAAUGCCAGUCAAGUAUAUGCUUGGCUUGCGAUUGUUGGUUUGGCUUUGUAUAUCAUAUUCUUUGCCCCUGGUAUGGGUCCUGUGCCAUGGGCAGUGAACUCAGAGAUUUAUCCUGAAGAGUAUAGAGGAAUAUGUGGUGGCAUGUCUGCAACUGUGAAUUGGAUUUGUAGUGUUAUAAUGUCUAUUAGUUUUCUUUCAGUAGUUGAUGCCAUAGGGCUUGGUGGGAGUUUCAUGAUUCUCUUGGGAGUCACUGUGGUUGCAAUUGUUUUUGUGAUCAUUUACAUGCCAGAGACAAAAGGAUUGACCUUUGAAGAAGUUUCAAACAUUUGGAAGGAAAAAGCCUACGGAAAAGACAAAAACGACAUAAGUCUAGUUGAGAAAACAAAUACAUGA
Arachis stenosperma is the source of this 1506-nucleotide messenger RNA. Its product is annotated as inositol transporter 1-like. Bases 1 to 1506 code for a protein of 501 amino acids. Gene Ontology annotation, biological process: transmembrane transport. Lineage: Eukaryota; Viridiplantae; Streptophyta; Magnoliopsida; Fabales; Fabaceae. Gene Ontology annotation, molecular function: myo-inositol:proton symporter activity. The record is from RefSeq and is a predicted model, not a curated record. Gene Ontology annotation, cellular component: membrane. The transcript is spliced from 5 exons.